ACCACCAACCACAGUCCCUUGUAGUUUGGGAUUCAAGUGCACACACAAAGAAGGAGAGAGAGAGAGAGAGAAAUAAUUCCUGUGUGGAAAUUAAGAAAUCUUGCAUGACGGGAUAAUACCAGAUUAGGGUGAAAUGAGCAGAUUAUUCCUUUGCAUUUACUUAAGGAAAUGGAACGAGUAAUGUUUAUGAAGAUAGAUGCAAAGAGAGUAGAAGGUGAGCCCUGGCACCCCAACAACUGGGAAGGAAGGCAAAAAACAAUUUAGUAAAUGCAAAGAAAUCCCACCUCCACAAUCUUUGAAAGAUGCAACAAUAUAUGAAUUAUUCCUUGCAAACUGUAGCAAGCCGCUGCUUUCUUAGCGGAAGUGGAGAUUUGCACCCAGUCCUUUCCUCUCCUGCAGGUAAGCCCCCAAAACUGCAGAAUCUGUAUCCUUGUCUCCUGUCUGGAAAUGACCCAUAUAAACUGGAGACUUAGGGCCAAACCCAGAAAUCUGGCAACCCUAAAGGCCAGGGGUAGUGUCCCAGGUCCAAUGGGCGUUAUCCCCCAGUUGUGUACCUAUAGGUCAAAGCAGGUGGGAUAUUAUUCCUUGGUUUCCAGGAUCAAGCUUUCUGAGUGCCAUUGCUACUUGCAAGCUGGGCUUCACUCUGGUUUUGACGUUGUCCCAGACCUCUGUCAAGUCCGCAAGAGAGGAGACACACACUUCCAAAGGCAGAAAGGGAACAUUUCACCUGGGGACUGUCUUCGGAGGGUUUGAUUGAAGGAGCUGGUUGAGCAACGUCUAGGAGGGAAGGAUGUGGUUCUGGGGAUGAGAUUCACACCGUUCAGGAAACCACCUUGAAACCGAAAGGGGAAAUGGGGCAGCUUGGCCCAUUUUGCCCGUGCAAAAAUAACGUCUGCAAACAGGAAACGCACCCAGCUUUAAAGGCAAGCGGAAAAAGAGGAUUGUUCCCAUGGCUGAGGAAGAGCCCCAGCAAUCCUUGGAGAUGGAAUCCGGAGAAGAAGCGGCGGAGGGAAGUCCUGAUGCCAAGGAGCAACAGAGUAUUCCAGAGAAGCUGGAAGAUGUGGAAUCUCCCGCCUCGAAGCCAGACAGCACUUCUGAAACGGAGCAGAAGAGCCCUGCAGAGGAAUCUGGAGACGAUGAGAUGCCCAUCGGGGAGAAGGAAGAGGAGCAAACUUUCCUGGUCAACCUCUACAAGUUCAUGAAGGAUCGGCACACACCAAUCGAGAGGGUGCCUCACCUGGGGUUCAAGCAGAUUAACCUCUUUAAGAUCUACAAAGUCGUGGAAAAGCUGGGAGCUUAUGAACUGGUCACUGGACGGCGUCUUUGGAAGAACGUCUAUAACAUGUUGGGAGGCAGCCCUGGGAGCACCAGUGCGGCUACUUGCACCCGGAGACACUAUGAGAGGCUGGUCCUCCCCUACGUCAGGCACUUGAAAGGCGAAGACGACAAACCUUUACCUCCUGUCAAGCCCCGGAAACAAUACAAAAUCUCCAAGGAGCCGAAAGGCGAAAGAGGGAAUGGUGUUGUUGAGAAGAAAAGAGCCAAAAAAGAAAAGGUAAAGGACCAGGUUCUGCAAGAGAAGCUGAAACCUGACAUCGUUGUUGCUUCUGCCCCCAGCACUACCAACGAAACCGAGCAAAAGCAACCCACAGAACAAACCGAGGGGCACCUUUCUCUUUCAAAUGGCCGGGAGAUGCCUGAUAAUCAGCGCAUGGACGCCUGCAACUGCAAGGCCCAUGGCGGCUCAGAGGCCUCCAAGCGCCUCUUCUCCAGUUUCUACUUUAAAGGGAACCACGGGAUCAUGUCCCCCUUGGCCAAGAAGAAGCUCUUGGCCCAGGUGAGCAAGGACGAGGCCUUGUACUGCCACGAGAGACACCUCAGCACCUGCCCACAAUAUAAGAAGACCCAAAUCCAAGAGAGACCUGGUCUGAACCCGGAGGCUGGUACUAAGACUCCAUUAGUCAGUCACCAUCUUCACAAAGAGGGGCAGAGUAAUGGGGCGGAGAAGCUGGAGGGCUCUGGCAGCCCUCUUGGAUCUUCUCAGGCCUCCAGAGAAAAUGAAGGCAUCGCAAAGGUCUGUCCAGGUUUCAGGACUAGCCAGGGGCCCCAGAAAGCCGAUGGUGGGAGCUCAGGAGGCCAUCCCUCGCCUGGUCUACCCACUUUUUGUGGUUCUUUCUACACAUCUAGAAGUGACAUCGUGAAACCCGUAAGCUGCCACCCAAUUCGUGGACCAUUAGAAUACUAUCCAGGUUUAAGGGACCUGACUGAGUCCCCCUCUUCCUUUCAGUCAUCUGGAAAGAAUGUCCUCUCCAGCCGCCUGUCUCAGAAAAGGCCAGAGGACCCAGAGGAGCAGCCAGAAGAUCUCCGUAGGAAGCCUCUGCCCUCCUGGAGAGGAGACGCCACACAGUCCUCUGCCUUCCAGCCCAGCAGCUCUGGCAGUAAGAGGGGCUCUUCCUCAUUCCUGCACAUCAAACCCUCUUGGGUUCCCCCAAUGGCCAACAUGGCGAAGGUCAGUCCGCAGAUCCCAAAGUCCGGAGGCCCAUCCCUUUCUCCAAGCCCUCCGGACACUUUGCAUCAGAAAAAGCGAGCCUUGGAAGAGGACUUCCUCCGACAUGGGAAGAAGCUCAAAGCCGUCUCCCCUUUUGUCCCGGAAUCCAACAAUGGGACGGAGUGUGGCAGUCCCCCAAAUGGCCAGCAGGGGGUAGCAAAGCCCAAAGCAGCAGUGCCGAAUUCAGGUUUCCCAAUCGCUCCAGUUCCUCAGGAGAUGUACAAAGGAACGAUGCUCAGGCUUCCGGUUGGUUUCAGCAACGGCGGGGAACACGCGAAGGGACAGUCCCCCUCUCUCAUCCCGUCGCUGUCCAUCAGCCCGUUUAUUAUCCCCGCUUUUCCAACCCCGAUAUUAACUGCGUCGGUUCAGCCUUCUGACCUCUGCCAGCCCCUGGGGGCCGGACUGGUCCACUACCCCACCUCUUACGACAGCGCCCUGCGCCACAGGCUGUACCCGGUUUCCACGUGGCACAGCCAGCCCACCUACGCCACGUCCCACAUACCUGCCUACCACCGGAACACCAAGCUGUAGCUGGACUUCCGUGGGUCGCCACAGACUUGCAUUGCUUGGUGAACUGCAGCUGUGCUGCAUUUCAGUGUUUGGACUAUCCCCCUCUUAUUUGGACCCUUUUUAUGUUACAGAAGCAGCAGGACGUCAUAGUCAGGACCAUGUAAUCUUUCUUUUUUUUAAACCUCUUGAAUUACAAACUGUAUUUCUAUCUGGUAUGAUAUGUCAAUAACUUGUGCAAAUGAUAAUAACAAUAACAAUUACCCCCGAAGGGAACAAAGUUCAUAUAAACAGAGAUUUAUUAUCUGUGA
Sceloporus undulatus (fence lizard) is the source of this 3366-nucleotide messenger RNA. RefSeq names its product AT-rich interaction domain 5A (gene ARID5A). The coding region runs from base 950 to 3079 and encodes 709 amino acids. Gene Ontology annotation, biological process: regulation of transcription by RNA polymerase II. The transcript has 7 exons. NCBI's taxonomy places the organism in Eukaryota, Metazoa, Chordata, Lepidosauria, Squamata, Phrynosomatidae. Gene Ontology annotation, cellular component: nucleus. The record is from RefSeq and is a predicted model, not a curated record. Gene Ontology annotation, molecular function: transcription cis-regulatory region binding.